GCUAUGGUUAGUGACGAGUCCUCCGAUGAUAGCUGGCUGAGAGCAGCACCAACUCCGCUCAACACUACUGCUGGCUGCAGUGGAGGUCUUUCGGAUAUCUCUCAGGCUGCUAGAGAAACAGUAUCGCAGGAUCCGGAUGGCACAGCGCCUCUCUGUCGCGACCGUGUAGAUGCGAUUCCUCCGGAGCUACAAAGUGAGGGGCGCGCUCUUCUCACUGGCAGCAUAUCGGGUCAGGCUUGUGCAGACGAUCAAGUUUUUCGUGGAAGGCAAGAAUUUCAACCGGAUCAGCCGGAUGAUAGGGGCGACUUGCUGCGGCACAUCGAAGCAAAAGAGGCGGCGCAUUGCAUUUUUAACCACAGCCACCUUCAUUGCCCCGCACGCAACUAUAGUCGGAACAAGUCCGAGCAGCAUCCUAGCCUUGGACGUCGGAGGAGAGACUCGACAAGAACAAGUACGAAAAGCCGCCCCCGCGCUUUCGAAGCGGCCUCAAAACUAGACCUGGCCUCUGGCACGAG
Molecule: messenger RNA, 515 nt
Organism: Amoebophrya sp. A25
Lineage: Eukaryota; Dinophyceae; Syndiniales; Amoebophryaceae
Source: the annotation of a GenBank genome assembly